Molecule: messenger RNA, 4220 nt
Organism: Diachasma alloeum
Lineage: Eukaryota; Metazoa; Arthropoda; Insecta; Hymenoptera; Braconidae
Gene: sima
Product: hypoxia-inducible factor 1-alpha
Exons: 13
Coding region: 402-3452 (1016 amino acids)
Biological process (GO): regulation of transcription by RNA polymerase II; cellular response to hypoxia
Cellular component (GO): transcription regulator complex; cytoplasm; nucleus
Molecular function (GO): DNA-binding transcription factor activity, RNA polymerase II-specific; RNA polymerase II transcription regulatory region sequence-specific DNA binding; protein dimerization activity
Source: RefSeq, a predicted model, not a curated record
CGCGCAUUGGCCCUCAGUCCGCGACCCAUGGAACGCAGCCCGUGCGAGUGAUCGUUCGUGUCUCUUCGUUAAAAAAUUGUGAAAGUGUCGAAAAUAAUCGUAAAAAGUCUCGAGAAUCGAUGAAUUACGUGGUACAUCCUCAUCGCGAACUAGAACGUGAAAGUGAUGAGUAAAAUGCGCGCGUGUAUGGCCGUUAAACCGCUUGUAAUUACUCCGCUAAUUGAUAAUCCCCAGUUUUUCAAUUCUUCGUCGAAUUGAAGCACCAGACUGCGGAUUUUUCCGAGUGAAUCGAGUGUUUUCAGUGGGAAGGGGAAUUAAUUUGUGGCUGCUGAGUGGUUUGGGCCCGCUGGAGGUGCUGGAGAGGUUAUCAACGAGGAGAAUUGGGGCUUUUCUCGCGAAAAAUGGACGGAAAACCGAAGAAACCGAAGGAGAAGAGGAGGAACAAUGAGAAGCGCAAGGAGAAGUCUCGCGAUGCAGCUAGAUGCAGAAGGAGCAGGGAGACAGACAUAUUCGCUGAACUCGCUGCAGAACUACCAAUAACCCAGGAUCAAGCUCAACAUCUGGAUAAAGCUAGCAUCAUGAGACUUGCUAUCGCUUAUCUCAAGGCUCGCAGUGUUGUCGAUGGCUUGUCAGAACCGCUCUUGAAGACCGAAAAGUUUUCGGAGAUGGACACGAUGUGUCAAGAAGCCUUAGAUGGAUUUAUGCUGGUGUUGGCUAGUAAUGGAGACAUGGUGUAUCUGUCUGAGAAUGUCACUGACUAUCUGGGAAUUCCACAGAUGGACAUGAUGGGCCAGAGUGUCUUUGAGUACGGUCACCCCUGCGAUCAUGAUGAAAUUCGUCAGUGCCUGUCCAUGACGACUGAAGAUGUCAAUGAAAAACGCAGCUGCAAUUUCUUCCUGCGUUUGAAGUGCACCCUCACCAGCAAGGGACGUAAAGUCAAUUUGAAAAGUGCGUCGUACAAGGUGAUUCACUGCAUUGGACACCCGAUGAUAUCUCGUCAGGCUGUGUCUGACGAAGCUGAGGAGUCGGAUGAGGGAAUACGCGAGUUCUCUGGCUGUGGCUCCUCUAGCUCUGGCACCGAGGACAGCCAGGAUGACUCUGACAAGGCAAAUGUCAAACCGUCAACAGGAAUCUCUCUGGUGGUCGUUGGAUGCCCCAUUCCUCAUCCAAGCAAUAUCGAGGUGCCUCUGGGACGCCACACAUUUCUAUCCAAGCAUAAUCUCAAUAUGAAGUUUACUUAUGCUGAUGACAGACUCUCCGAAUAUUUAGGAUGGAGUAGCAACGAAUUGAUGGGAAAAUCCGUGUUUGACUUUCAUCAUGCACUCGACAAUUGCGCCCUGAACAAGUCCUUCAAGUCCCUUUUCAGCAAGGGACAGUGUGAGACUAUGGCGUAUCGUUUUCUCAGCAGAACCGGUGGCUACGCCUGGGUCGUCACCCAGGCUACUCUCAUUCGCUGCCCAAAGCAGAAUAAACCGCUGUCUGUCGUUUGUGUCAACCACAUCCUGAGUGGAGUCGAAUGCAAAGAUGAGGUGUACAGUGUGCGCCAGUUGGAAGCGCGCAGCGCUGACGAGAAGCUAGAAAAAUCCUCAAAAUCCGAGGGGGAAGAUAUUCUACUGUCCCCCCCAGUGCUAGCCCCCAUCGAGACGGAAAAAAUUCCAGUGGAGGUCGAGCCCAUCAUUCCUGUCAAACGCACAAGACCUCAGGCUGUUACAGCAUCUCUUUUCAAAGAUCUCGACCCCGACGAGGGGAAGGGGGUCCCGAGGAUCAACGAUAUCGCCGGCGAGCGCAAGGGAAAACGAUCCCCUUGGUUGUUCCAGGAGAAACCAGUGGUCGAUUACGAUCCCUCACGGCACCGCGCCCUCACUCGUUCACAAGCAGCCACCAGGAACUCAUUGUCAGCUGGUCAGGAUAAUCAGGUGAUUACAGGAAAUUGCAGACCACCACCGCAAACAGCGACAGCCAGUAUCUUUGCUCCUCGUACCGAGGAGAUGAACACGGGCUUCCUCAUAUUCAGUGAGGAUCAACCGGGCUUGACGAUGUUGAAAGACGAACCAGAGGACCUCACGCACUUGGCCCCAACCCCAGGUGACGUUUGCGUCCCCCUGGAAGACACUCCAUUCCUCUCAGACAUGCUGGACGAAUUUAUCCUCGGUAACGAGGUCUACUGUCCCCUGCUGAGUCCAUCCCUCCCCCCCGAGUUGCCGAGUGGUUCAGAGCUCUCAGACGACUCCGACAAGUCCCCAGAGAGCCUGGUGGAGCCCCUGGAGACAUCGAUAGGCGACACAGAUCCCUUUUUCUACAAAGACACAUCGCCGAGUCCUGGCUCCAUUCAAAAAUCAAAUUCUGGACUUUUAACUCCUGUUCUUGGGAGCAGUCCAGGCUCACAGAGUCAAGACUCAUCGCUACGCAGUCCUGGGGAUGACAGCACACCCCUGGGAUCGGCAAUAUCAGAGGACGACAUGUUGAUGCUGAGUAUCAACGAUGUCAUUGCUGAUGAGGAACUUGCGUUGAGGGCACCGUACAUACCAAUGUCUGAUCAGGACGAGGCGCUUCAACUGUUGAUUAGUGACGACAUGGUCAUGUGGGGACCUACACAGGGGACGAACAAGAAGAUCAAAUGGGACGCUGAGGACGAGAUGUCCAGGCGUUACGCAGACUCCAGUCUAGCUAAACUCUUGAAGAGUUCCGGGGAGGAGCUGGAGAAGAACGUGGUGGAUCCUGUCCAGGUGUUGGGACAGACGUGUAGAAGAGGGCCAUCGAAUAAGCGUCACCACGGGCCGAAUUCACCGCACACUGGUAACGAAACAAAACGCAUAAGAUCGACGCAAGAGCCAAAAGAGCGUGCACCAAUCACUGCCAGUAAAAUUCCAACCGAUUUAUCCCCAGUGCUGACUGGUGGAGGCACAACAAUAUCAGAAUUAAAUUCCCACAUGAGUACGCAACAGGAGGAAGUUGAUGAGCUGAAGCAGCAGGGAAAUCUCCUGCUGGAGCAGUUGAUGGGACAGCAGCCACCUGAGGGCCCCGGACGAACCGUCUUCGAGGGAAGGAGAGAAGAGUUCAAGGAGGAUGAUGGUGGUGGUGGGGUUAAUGGGAAAAAUGUCAGACAGUCUAACAGCGUUCUCAUGAAUCUACUUGUUUCUGGAUGCGAUGAGACGUACGUUGACUUACCUCGCCUCCUGCAGGAGAAAAGCCAACCGCUGAUGAUAAACACUGAGGAUCCACGUGUCAACGACAUCUCCAGGCGCUAUUUAACCGUGUACACGAUGAAUGCGCAGUCGCCAAGCCCAAAGAAGCUCCUGGAGGAGAGCAUACCAUCAAACAUGAUGACUUCCAUGAGCCCGACGAUCAGUCCCCAGUUGAUGGAGAUAAAUGACUAUGGUUACAGCAUCGGGGACGCAACACCCCUGUCACCGGGCUCGGAGUUACUCCGAGUCCUCAGCGAAGUGGUUUAGAGGGUUGAUUAGGGGGAAAAUGAUGUUAUCGUGGCCUUAAUCCACUUUUUCGUUCUUUCUUCACGCGAAGUGUUAGUGGAAUUGUCAAAUAAGAUGAGUCAAUUUUGGGUUUUUUAUUUUAAAGUAAUUUCUGAGUGUUUAGCAUAAUUUAGAAGACCUUUUUUGUUUAGUUGUGGGUCAAAUGGCUUUGAGGGUCAAUUGACCUUUAGAGACGUUCAGGGUUGAGGGGCGAAUGUGGGUCAAAUGAACCUUUGAAAACGUUUGAAUUGAGGGUCGGAUAGUUUUGAGGGUCAAUUGACCCUUAAAAACGUUCAGGGUUGAGGGGUGAAUGGUCUUGAGGGUCAAGCGGACGUUUAGAGUUGAGGGUUGAAUUAUUCGAGGGUCAAAAGACCCUCAAGAGCGUGUUACUUUGAGGGUCAAAGGUUUUUCAGGGUCAAUCGAAUGGUCUUGAGGGCCAAUUGACCCUUAAAAACGUUCAGGGUUGAGGGUCGAAUGGUCUUGAGAAUCAAAUGAGCUGUAAGGACGUUUAAAGUUGAAGUGCACCCUUUAAAACGUUCAGUCUUGAGGGGCAAAUGGUCUUGAGGGUUAAAUGACCCUUAAGAAACUUUCAAGAUUAAGGGUCAAAUGGCCUUUAAAGCAGUUUGAGGUUGAAGUAUAAAUGGUCUUGACGGUCAAAUGAUCCUGAAGAACUUUUGGAGUUGAGGGUCAACCCUUAACCCUUAAGGGUUGUUUGACCCUCAACUAAAAAAUAAAAAAUCCUGAGUAUUA